AAGAUGGAGCCGGGGACGGAAAUGGGAUGACGUUAUUGCCUCUUGUAACCAGACCAGCGAUCUGUGCGUGGAACACACCCCCCUGUUCUGAUUGGCUGUGCGCUGAUCAGGUUACCAGGGGUCAAUACGCCGGCUAGGUGAGAAUUCAACUUGUGACCGUGGGCCGGGGCGGCGGAGGAAGGAAAAGACAUGGAGGAAACGAGUGUAUCCCCAUUAAAGCACUUUGUACAGGCAAAGAGGGCCAUCACGUCUAUUUUUGACCAGCUUGAGACAUAUAUCAGUGAUGGAGUUAUCUUUGUAGAAGAAACCGCUCGGAAUUUAGAGUUAAAAAACAUAACCACUGAAGAUGAUCUCAAGAAGAUUCAGAGUUUCAAGCAAAAACUGGCUGGCAUUGGUGAGGUUUUGUCAAGAAGGCACAUGAAGGUGGCGUUCUUUGGCAGGACAAGCAGUGGAAAAAGCACAGUGAUAAACUCCAUGUUGUGGGACAGGGUGCUACCCAGUGGCAUUGGACACACUACCAACUGCUUCCUGAGUGUGGAGGGGACAGAUGGAGAUAAUCCGUAUUUGAUGACGGAAGGCUCUGAAGAAAAGAAAAGUGUUAAGACUGUGAAUCAGCUGGCUCAUGCCCUUCAUAUGGAUAGGGAUUUGGAAGUGGGCUGCCUUGUGCAUGUUUUCUGGCCAAAGGGAAAGUGUGCCCUUCUGAGAGAUGAUCUGGUCCUGGUAGACAGUCCGGGAACAGAUGUGACCACUGAACUAGACAGCUGGAUUGAUAAAUUCUGCUUGGAUGCUGAUGUUUUUGUCUUGGUGGCCAACUCUGAAUCCACGCUUAUGAACACGGAAAAACACUUUUUCCAUAAAGUAAAUGAAAGGCUUUCUAAACCCAAUAUUUUUAUUUUAAAUAAUCGGUGGGAUGCAUCUGUAUCAGAACCGGAGUCCAUGGAAGAUGUACGGAAACAACAUACUGAGCGAUGUCAGUCUUUCCUGGUGGAUGAGCUCAAAGUUGUAGAUCGUUUGGAAGCACAAAACCGCAUAUUUUUUGUUUCUGCCAAAGAAGUUCUUAAUGCCAGAAUGCACAAGGCACAAGGAAUGCCUGAGGCUGGUGGUGCUCUUGCUGAAGGAUUUCAGACCAGGUUUCUGGAAUUUCAAAGGUUCGAGAAGUUGUUUGAGGAGUGUAUCUCGCAGUCAGCAGUGAAAACAAAGUUUGAACACCACACUAUCAGAGCUAAACAAAUAACAGAUACUGUGAAAGCCAUAAUGGAUUCCAUAAACAUCAAGGCUGCUGAUAAGAGAGUGGGUGCAAUAGAAGACAGGGAGUCUGGAAUGGACAGGCUGGAGUUUAUCCAGUGUCAGAUGCAGAUCCUCAGUGAGGAGGUCAGGAAGCGGAUAAUGCACGUCACAGAGGUGGUAAAUGCACAGGUUUCCAAUGCCAUGAUGGAUGAGAUUUGCCAUCUUUCCCUCCUGGUAGACAAGUUUAAUGGGGACUUUCACCCAUCGCUACAGUUCCUGAAGCAUUAUAAAAACGAGUUGAAUUCACACAUAGAGAAGGGGAUGGGGAGAAAGCUGGCCGAUCGCUGUUCUACCGCAGUGAAUACAUCUAUACAGAAAGCACAAGAGGAAAUAAUAGAAAGCUUAAUACCGUUGCUGCCACCUGCUGUUCAAAAGGAAUAUAGCACAUCCAUGCCAUGCAAGAAAUUUGACCUCAGCUACAAUCUGAAUUGUGAGAAGCUGUGCUGUGAUUUUCAGGAAGACAUUACGUUUCGCUUUUCAUUUGGCUGGACGUCACUUGUUAAUCGGUAUUUGGGGUCCAAAAAUGCUCGCCUUCUUAUAGGCUUUGCAGAACCAGUUUUUCAGGUUCCCCGACCUGUGAGUACACCCACCACAAGUGCUAACCCAGGGCAGACUCCAGAUUCCAUGGCACAAGAUGAGAUCAUGGUUACAGUGAUGUCUGGAUUGGCAUCCUUGACCUCAAGAGGGUCUAUGGGAGUGAUUAUUGUAGGAGGAAUGAUCUGGAGAACCGUGGGCUGGAAGCUUAUUGGAUGCUCUUUGUUGGCAUAUGGCAGUUUGUACAUGUAUGAGAGGCUAACGUGGACCACAAGAGCCAAGGAGAGGGCUUUCAAGAAACAGUUUGUAAACUAUGCGGCAGACAAAUUGCAUAUGAUUGUCAGCAUUACCAGUGCAAACUGUAGUCACCAAGUACAAAAGGAGCUGGACAACAUAUUUACCCGACUUUGCCAGCAGGUUGAUAUGACUCAAAGAGAUCUAAUGGAAUCCAUCAACAGUCGGUCAGAAGAAAUAAAACAGCUUGAGAAAGUUCAUAACCAAGCCAAGCUUUCCAGAAACCAAGCAGUCCAUCUUGAAAAUGAGCUGGAUCAUUUUACAAAGAUGUUCCUUAACCAGGAAAAGUGAAAAGGACAACGUUUCUGAACUCUGUAGAGAUGAGUUAUCUCGAGCUUUUCACUGGGUUCCACCUUACUAAUGGUUAUAUCACUUACCAGCUGGGCCUGGAAAACAGUGUGGCACUUGCUGUUCCAUGUGAGGGCUGCGCGCUGGGUACUGUACUAUGCUUUCAGGACUACCAACGUUGGUAUUACACAGUUACAGGUCAGCCAGCUGGCAGACGGGUUACAAAUUUAUCUUUGCUACCAGAAUCCUUAUUUCACCCAUCUUCACCUUUUUUUCUAAAGACAAUUUUGGAAGCGUCUCUAAAUUAAAAAUUUGAUUUGAGAGCAUUUAAACAUAUAACACAUAUAUAUUUAUUUUAAUAUAUAUUAAAUAUGUACACACUGAUGAAUGCAAAAUGUAAUAUUUUAUUAAAAUGUUUGUAACAAAUGUUUGAAAAUGGCAGAUAAGUCCACUAUGCAUUUCUGCCUCGCUACACCCCACCUUGUGCCUACUUGGGUGAAUAGAAUUUGGGAUUUCUAAAUGUACGAGCAGCUAGUUUCCAUUUUGGCAUUUAAACUGACGGAGGUCUUUGACGUGUAGUUGUCAAGAAGAACAUUGCUAAAAUGUCUGCAAAUGCUGCGUUCUUUGCUGUUAUGACCUCCGAACCUAAAGGCCAAACUUUUUUUUUUUU
This is a messenger RNA of Rana temporaria (common frog), 3073 nucleotides long. RefSeq names its product mitofusin 1 (gene MFN1). Gene Ontology annotation, cellular component: mitochondrial outer membrane. The coding region runs from base 190 to 2406 and encodes 738 amino acids. Gene Ontology annotation, molecular function: GTPase activity; GTP binding. NCBI's taxonomy places the organism in Eukaryota, Metazoa, Chordata, Amphibia, Anura, Ranidae. The record is from RefSeq and is a predicted model, not a curated record. The transcript has 18 exons. Gene Ontology annotation, biological process: mitochondrial fusion; mitochondrion localization.